This is a messenger RNA of Penicillium verrucosum, 2130 nucleotides long. RefSeq names its product TTC39/IML2 family protein. Lineage: Eukaryota; Fungi; Ascomycota; Eurotiomycetes; Eurotiales; Aspergillaceae. The record is from RefSeq and is a predicted model, not a curated record. The coding region runs from base 1 to 2130 and encodes 709 amino acids. The transcript has 6 exons. Gene Ontology annotation, cellular component: cytosol; mitochondrial outer membrane; nucleus.
AUGUUGCGAGUCGGGUCCUGGUUGUAUGGCAAAAAGCCAGCGGGGGCUGUGGACUCCGUCGUUGAGUUGAAAGACUUGCACGAGGCAAUGACAGCGGCAACGCGGAUUCUCGAUGAUGAUGUUGACGGUGCGGAGAGUGGUCUCUCCACGGGCACUUCGUCUUUUCACAAUUUGGGUAAAGGCGUGGUUGCAUUCGUCCGGGCAACGUUAGGCUUUGAGCAGGAGAUUAUGCGACAAGCAUCCGAACGCCUUUAUGAAGCAGAAACCAACGCGGCCAACGAUCAAACCCGGUCCCAGCAAAACGCACAAGCACCCAAUGCUUUUCACUCCGAUAUCUAUGCUGCCGGCACCGAAUAUGCGCUGUGCCAAGCAAUCGCCCAAUUGAUGAAUGCGGUGGUCGGGGUGCUGAAUGAAAGCCUGACAGAAAGCCUCAAAGCAUUCUAUCGGCUGAGAAAGGCUUACAUCGCUCUAGAUGCCAUCAUGAAGAUGGAAGAUAGGUUCAUGGAGCAGAGGAAUGUACACAAAUCUCUACUGCCCAGCAUGAGUGACCUCUCAACCUCGAGCGCUGCAUGCCCAGACACAAAGUCGGAAUCGUCCAGUCUCUUAUCGAAAGACGGUACAAAAGUGGCUACCGCCAAGGAAGCCGAGGUGAAUUCGUCAAUGAAUGGACCGGCUAUCUCUCCCCGAGGGGUGUCUCCAGAUACCUCAACGGGCACUUCCACACCUGCAAAGCAUAUCCACCACGACCCCGACUCCGACAUCUUCAAGAAUGAAAUUGAUAUUUUUGUGCACUCUGGUGUCAACUUCUGCUUUGGUAUUCUUCUUCUACUGAUCUCCAUGGUCCCACCAUCAUUCAACAAGCUUCUUUCCGUCAUUGGCUUCCACGGCGACAAGCAGCGAGGACUGAGAAUGCUCUGGCAAGCUAGCAAGUUCCACAACUUCAUCGGUGCCAUGGCUGCCUUGGCACUGCUAGGAUAUUACAAUGGCUUUGUCCGCUACUGCGAUAUCAUGCCCGACCCAACACCUGGCGAAACCGACGUCGAGGGAUAUCCGCAGGAGAGGCUGGCUGCGCUGCUAGCGGAGAUGCGGUCUCGGUUCCCUAACAGUCAACUUUGGGUGAUCGAAGAAUCGCGCAUGUUAGGCGCGAAUAAGGAGCUGGGAAGGGCUCUGGAACUGUUGUCCACGGACAAGAAGAGCCCGCUCAAACAGGUCGAGGCGCUAUGCGUGUUCGAAAAGAGCUUGAACGCACUGUUCCUCCAUAAAUACGAUGUCUGCGCUGAAGCAUUCCUGGAGUGCGUGGACCUCAACUCGUGGUCUCGUUCAUUGUAUUACUACAUCGCCGGAUCGUGCCAUGUUGCCCUGUACCGGCAAUCCCUCGACGACCCAAAGCUUGCCGAGGAACAUGCUAAGAAAGCCACUGUGUACAUGCGGAAGGCACCCGAAUUCGCCGGGAAGAAGAAAUUCUUGGCCCGACAACUGCCGUUCGAUGUCUUUGUGGCUCGGAAGCUUGCCAAAUGGGAGGCGCGCGCCAAAGAAUGGAACGUGUCUCUGGUGGAUGCGAUUGGAGUUGACCCCAUCGAAGAAAUGAUUUUCUUCUGGAACGGACACAGUCGGAUGACCAACGAGCAGCUAGAAGAGUCCCUGGCCCGGCUUCAAUGGUGCGAAAGCAAAAGCAACAAGACAUGGUCUCGCGAGGGCACCGAAGAAAAGGCGAUCCUGGAACUUCUCCGGGCUGCAAUUUUCCGAUCACUGCACAGACACCACGAGGCGAAAAAUAUCCUGCAAACUCGCGUCUUGAACCACGACAAGUCUGUGUUCAAGGGCCACCUGAAGGAUGACUGGGUCCACCCAGUUGCGCAUUUCGAAAUGGCGGCUAACUUCUGGAUGGAGCGCCCAACAUACCAGGGCCUGCAUGGGAUUACUGCUUCCCCAAAGACAUCGGAUGAAACGUCGGCAGGAUCUGGAGAGACGAUCAUGGAGGCUGAACGAAAGCAGGUAGCCGAGUGCAAGGGAUACCUCGAACAUGCUGCUCGCUGGGAGAGCUACGAGCUCGAUGCUCGUAUUGGACUCAAGGUUACUGCCGCGAUUGAAGCAGUUCACAAGUGGGAGAGCAUGCACCCGACCAUCUAA